Coregonus clupeaformis (lake whitefish) is the source of this 2260-nucleotide messenger RNA. RefSeq names its product brorin-like. Gene Ontology annotation, molecular function: protein binding. Lineage: Eukaryota; Metazoa; Chordata; Actinopteri; Salmoniformes; Salmonidae. The transcript is spliced from 4 exons. The coding region runs from base 352 to 1314 and encodes 320 amino acids. The record is from RefSeq and is a predicted model, not a curated record. Gene Ontology annotation, biological process: negative regulation of BMP signaling pathway. Gene Ontology annotation, cellular component: AMPA glutamate receptor complex.
GCGCCACACUCUCCUCACGGUGUAUCGAACGAACGACAGAACAGUUGUUAUAGAAACGAAGACCAUAACUUGCGCAAGACACAUCUAGACAAUGUGUCUGCAAUAGUGUUUGUAUUAUUGGUUUGUUGUAGGCUAUAAACGAUCGUUUCUCUGUCUCUAUAGGGAUAUGUUGUUACCGUGGGCAUCUUAAAGCCUGCAAUAAAAAAGCUUCGACUUCUACCUCAACCCAACCGUCACCCAACGGAUAAAGGACACAUGCAGAAGCUUACAGAUGGACUGGCUCACACCGGAGAUGUGAAGUGUGUUAUGUGAAGCCAAGGUGUCAUCCCACCUUGCAGGUGGUGGGGAGAGAUGCUGCACUCUGUUGCCAUGACAGCAGAAGUCCUGUUUGUUAUGUGGUUUCUCAUGACCAGUACUCAGUGUAAUCCCGUGGCAAACUUGUUGGUGAGCCGGGAACACUUUGAGCGCGUCCUGACCCAGGCCAGAGAGGACAAGCAUGAAAGGCAGCAGGCCUCGGAGGGGGUGCUCAGUUACAGCACCCAACAACGGCUGGAGGAAAUCAGCUUCAUGGGCCUGGAGGCCAACAGAGGGGCCAGCAAUAGAACCUCUGUCAACAAAUCCAGGCCAAACUCCAGCUCCCAGAAACGUGGGGGAUCCAAGGGUGGAAAGGCAUCACAGGAGUUGUGGGGAGAGCAAGAGGGGGGCCUGAGUCGAGUAGACGAGGGCCCCACGAGUGAAACAAACCUCUCUCUUGACGCUAUCGACGAGUACGCAUAUCCAGAUUACAGAGGGAAGGGCUGCAUUGAUGAGAGUGGCUUUGUGUUUGCCAUCGGGGAGAAAUUUACUCCGGGGUCCUCCACGUGCCCUUGCCUCUGCACGGACGAAGGACCCCUGUGUGCCAAGCCUGAAUGUCCCAAAGUUCACCCUCGCUGCAUCCGGGUGGACACCAGCCAGUGCUGUCCAGAGUGCAAGGAGAAGAAGAACUACUGUGAGUUCAGGGGAAAGGUCUACACAACGCUACAAGAGUUUAAGGUGUCUCCGUGUGAGAAGUGUCGCUGUGAGGGGAGUGGAGAGGUGUUGUGCUCUGUGUCAGCAUGCCCUCAGACAGAGUGUGUGGACCCAGAGUAUGAGCCCGAUCAGUGCUGCCCCAUCUGUAAGACCGGGCCAAACUGUUAUGCAGACACACAAGUGAUCCCAGCUGGGCGCGAGGUGAAGAUUGAUGAGUGUACAAUCUGCUACUGCACGUAUGAGGAGGGCACGUGGCAGAUCGAGCGUCAGGCCACCUGCAGCAAGAAUGAAUGCCAGGUGAGCUAGAGACUGGCCCUGGCAGUGGGUAUGAGGGCAGCGCCUAUGGGCCAUAGGUGCUCCCGCCGUGUCCAUGCCAGUCAGCACGCAACUCAAUGCUAGCCUGAUUGAACCAGACUGAACGCUGGUGAGCACAAACAAUGGUGAGUGCAGCGUUCAGUCUAGUUGAACCAGGCUAACUCAACACAGCCUUCACCCAGUCUAUACCAGACAUCAGGGUCACCCCCCAGACCGUAUGAUUUCUGCAUUUAUAAUGACAUGUAUUAUUAAAUCAAGCUUUGUAUGAAGAGUUUUAAUCCACAUACAGAAUAUUUAUUUAUCUAUGUACUGAAUUAUUUAUGGAGAUAUAUAGAAGAAAAACUUUGAACUAGCCAAAACAUAUUUUUUAUAGCCACUGCAUUUUAUUAAACUGCAAUGUAUUGGGUUAGAGGUCAAAUAAACAUUAUGGAAUGUAUAGAAUCUUUACUGUACAGCUAUCUGUGUUUUAUGGAGUUAGAAACCAUAGCAUACUGACAGGUGGUGUCAUUCUUACAUGAUGCACCACCUGAAGUAAAACAAUGGAUAAAACUUGUAAGGUUUCAAUAUGAAAAUUGUACGUAAUUUUGAAAAUAACUUCAUGAAGAAAUGUAAGAAAUGACAUGACUGUUUAGUGAUUUAGUUAUAUUUUUUUGCCAUUUCAAUGUGUUUUGAUUUUAUGUGCUUUUUGUAAGCAGUUCUCUUUGUAUUAUGGAUUCAUGUUUAGAAUAAACAGCAACCUGUGCGCUGUAGGUGCUUGUAUGAUAAUAUCAAUCAAUUUCUUGAACCAAAUACAUAAAAACGAAAAAGUAUAAUAUAUAUUGUUUUCUAUUUUGUAAAAAAAAAUCCCACUCCAGAUACAAACUUAUACAUAUGAACAACAACUUACAGACACACAAACGAUGACUACAUGUCAUCUGCCCAGACCCACAUGCUCACA